Messenger RNA from Amphimedon queenslandica, 3039 nucleotides. Its product is annotated as nuclear pore complex protein Nup107-like. Gene Ontology annotation, molecular function: structural constituent of nuclear pore. The transcript is spliced from 34 exons. Gene Ontology annotation, biological process: protein import into nucleus; mRNA export from nucleus; post-transcriptional tethering of RNA polymerase II gene DNA at nuclear periphery. NCBI's taxonomy places the organism in Eukaryota, Metazoa, Porifera, Demospongiae, Haplosclerida, Niphatidae. The record is from RefSeq and is a predicted model, not a curated record. Bases 50 to 2878 code for a protein of 942 amino acids. Gene Ontology annotation, cellular component: nuclear pore; nuclear pore outer ring.
UUUAACCACGCCCAAAUAAUCUCCAUUUUAAUAGUCCUGAGUCCUCCACAUGGAAGAGGUUGAUCAAGAGCCUGACAGUACUAGCGUUUCUUCUACCACGAACAGGUGGCAGUUUCUAUCAGAAGGAGUGUUUAGUCAGCAUGUGCCCAGUCCAGCAGUCGCUAGACCAGUAGGAGCUCUGAGAUCCACUGUAUUGCAAAGGAGAACCAGAACUGAUGAUGCACCGGAAAGAAUUAAUACCUCUUUGAGGACGUUAGACUCUGUAUUGGGCGGAGCUUCACCUGUGACCACACCCCUAGCCUCUAGGAGCCACCUGCCAACACUAGAGACUUCUGUGAGGUCACCAAACGUAACACUGAGUCUGAUGAAUGAAUCAGGUGUGUUAAGACGUAUGGAACUAUCAGCAACACCAAUCACACCACGUCCUAGGACCAAUGAUACUAAUAAUACCGGACUGUUUUCACAGAUUGAGGAUCAGUCAAGUUUCCAGCUGUCAUUAGAUCAGUCUCUUUCCUCUCCUCCUCUUAAACUAAAUGAGAAGACCUACCCCAACCACCCAAUGCUUCAAGUUGGUUUGGAACUAAUGGCUACAUUCCACAACCACCUUCAAGAGAAGAACAGUCCAGCACAAUUACUGGAGCUAUUGGAGGGAAUGGAACAAACUUGUGCUUUCCAAAUUGAUCACUUGAAAUCCCUUGAAAACCCAACCAAUGUUAAGGAUGUACUCCGUGAGUUGCAGCUGGAACGGGACACUUGGCAGCUAAUGAGAGGGCUCUACUCCGACCGCCUCUCCUCCUCUGAAGAAGAAGAAGAAGAUAUGAUAGAGAGAGAGCUUCUUCCAAGGACUGACAAGUCAAUCAUUGAAGACUUUUAUUCGUCUGACAAGUUCAUACGACAGGCUCAGAUUGUAGUUGAUUGGUUGGAGGAUAUUGCUAGUCGCCAACUCAGCAAUUUCCCAGCAAAAGUGAAAUACUAUACUGACUCAGUGAGCUGGGAGAGCACGUUACAUGAUGUUCAACACAAUCUUAACACGGAGCACAUUGUAACUGAGCUGGAUCCUGAUGGUCCCUCAAGACAGAAGAGGCAUCUCUCUGACUUGGAUGAGAAAGAUGAAGCUUCACUUGCUAAGCACCUGUUUGAGUGUGUUAGGGCAGGAGACAUUAACAAGGCUCAAGAAUUGUGUCUUCAUUGCGGUCAGUCAUGGAAGUCAGCUACUCUUGACGGCUGGAAACUCUAUCAUGACCCCAACCUGUUGAAAGGUAUAGACAGUGAGUUGGAGGAGGUUGAAGGUAAUCUUGGUCGUACCUUAUGGAAGAGCUCCUGCUGGGAACUUGUUAAAAGUUCGUCAUAUUGCGAUCAUGAAAAAGCUCUUUAUGCUGCUCUUAGCGGUAACAUAUCUCACCUCCUCCCAGUCUGUCAGAACUGGUAUGAUUAUGUGUGGGCGUAUUUUAAGGUCAUGGUAGACGUUCGUGUUGAACAAAAGUUACUAGUAUCCAACAGAUAUCCGUCUGAUGACACUGUUAUCAUUGAAAUGCCUCAAGAUUAUUGGAAGACCAUACUUGUACCGGAAUUGAUAUUCCAAGAGAUUGAGGCCACACCCUCUCAUAAGAUUCGUAGACAGUGUACCAGCUGCUAUCAUAAAGCACAGAAACACAUCAUACUGGGAUCCCUUGACGGGCUGGUUGAUGAUAUGCACGAAUGGCUGAAGAACACUUCACAAACUCAUUCUCACUUACUGAGAUUCAUGGCUCAUUUGGUGUUGUUUGUGAAAGCAGUUCAUUCCUCAUAUCACGAAAGCAAGUGUAAUGAUAUACUGGAGGCUUUUAUUAAAACCCUCGUAUCUCAUCACCUCACGGACCUUGUGGCCCUUUACUGCUCCUACCUACCACCUGAUCGUCAGGUAACUGCUUACUCCUCUCUACUUGAAAGUACUACUGAGCCGUUGCAACAGAAGAAGUGUCUUGAAUUAGCUAGGGAGUGUGGUUUAGAUGUUGCCUCCAUCACAAAACAAGUCGUUACAACAACACAACUCCUUCAAGAGGAUGUGGUACCUUUCCCAAUGGAUCUUGCUCAUGACCCUGGAAUCAGUGAAAGUGAUCGUAAGAAGAUUGAUGUCUUGGACUGGUUGUUUUAUGAAGAGGUUCAUCGAGAUGAAGCUUUACGUCAGUCCAACGCUCUCAUCAGAGAGUUCUUGGCUGUCAAUAAGUACAGAGGAGCUGAUGAAGUGUUCCAGAAGAUUCCGUCAGACACAGUGACUGUCAUCACUCGUAACUGGAGCGCUAAGAAUGGAUCCAGCCCUCUCUCUCACAGACUAAUGAGUGACAUUCAUGAGUAUGUCAGUAUUGAAGCUUAUCUUAAAGCAAUUAAAUUUUUUAAUUUGUGGUUUGAGCACUUUCAUCUCUCAAGACCUGUGAGUCCUUCUAAUGGAGGGACUGGUGGGUUUAUGGAGCAGGUCGCAUUUGAUAGACAAUCUGAAAAACAUCAAAUAGAGUUAGAGCAAUGGACCAUGAAGCUCACAUCACUUGUGUCUGAAGUCAAAUCUCAAGUUUACAAUGUACUAAUGUUUGUCAAGGGAGGAUGGAUGAGCAAUGUCACCUCUGCUGAUGAUGCUGAUCCUGAUGAAUCUAAUCGUGUCCAGCAGAUGAAAAGAUUAAGAGAGAUUUGUAUACCAAGACUUUGUUUCCUGUUGCAUUCAGUUCUUCAUUCAUCGCAGAACUAUAAAGACUGUUUUGAGCUGGCCAGUGUGAUAGCCUCAGAGUCUCAUGGACUACACGAAGUCUUUCGUCCUCAAGAGUUGAAGCAGUUCCUUAAACUGAUGUAUUCUUCCUCUGUGGAAUCAAGUGACACUGUUUUAGGAUCAUAUGCAACCAAUCUUUGACUUAAUUGUAACAAUCCAUGACUUCAUUUUUCUUUCAAAACCUCACCCUCUCUCUCUCUCUCUCUCAGCUUGUGGUUAUUUACUUCUGCCUGUUGACUGGAUGAAGCAUAAUUAUUAUGGCAGCAAUUACUGUUAUUAUUAAUAAUAAUAAUACUUUAAAA